GGAAGUGGGAAGAAAUGAGAAUUGAUGAUAAUGGAGAAAAAAAUUGUCGAGUAUUUGCAACUGAGCGAUGAGGUUGAAGAAGACGGCGGCGAGGCACAGCGACUGGAACUGGAAGAAGAGUUUUCACGGGAAGGAAGAAGCUUCUACGAGGUUUUUAGCCUCAGAGGAAUCCGAGUCAACCGGGUCGACCCGGGUUUCAUUUCCUGCUCCUUCAAGGUCCCUCUCCGUUUGACGGAUAGAGACGGGAAUCUAGCUAAUGGUGCGAUUGCAAAUCUUGUGGAUGAAGUUGGUGGAGCGCUUGUACAAAUCCAAGGCUUACCUUUUUGUGUUUCUGUGGACAUGUCUAUUGCAUUCCUUUCUACAGCUAAGCUCGGUGAGUUGGAGAUAACGUCGAGAUUGUUAGGCGUGAGAGGAGGUUAUACAGGAACACUUGUUGUAGUCAGAAACAAUGAGACCGGAGAGAUUAUAGCAGAAGGUCGUCAUUCUUUGUUUGGCAGGCAAGCUAGUAAGCUCUGAGGUCUAAUCUUUCUUUUGGCAUUCUUUGUUUGGCACCUUCAAGUGUUUCACUGUUAUGUGUUAUGGUCAGCUAAAUUUGAUUAGGGAUCUGUUAGGAUGUCGUAUUCUUCUUUCUGGUUGUGUAAACUUAAUCAUUUGUAGAGAUAGCUUAUAAAUAUAAUACCGAACCACCAUUCACGUUCAGAAAACUUGAUAUUUAUGGUGAUGAAAAUUGCAAUCUGUCUCA
Camelina sativa (false flax) is the source of this 742-nucleotide messenger RNA. RefSeq lists its product as uncharacterized. The record is from RefSeq and is a predicted model, not a curated record. NCBI's taxonomy places the organism in Eukaryota, Viridiplantae, Streptophyta, Magnoliopsida, Brassicales, Brassicaceae. Gene Ontology annotation, molecular function: fatty acyl-CoA hydrolase activity.